AUGAAUGCCAUUCGUGCACUACUGGUUGCAGAAACAGAGACGUGUAAAGCAGAAAUGCUGUCUCGUGCAGAUCUAGAAAAUCAGAGCUAUCUGUUUCGUGCAGCCAUGUCGGAAUUGCUCUCUGAGAUCAAGAUCCUGCGACGCAAUGAAGCGAUGCAACUACGACUUGAUUUGCUCACCUUGCAGCGCAAGCUAGAGCUGCUUGAUCAACAGAUGCGCGAAGAUUUACAAACGAUGCGGACAGAGGUGGAGAUGGAUGUUGAGAUGCGCAGGUCGCAGACACGCUCAGAUGCAAAGGAUAUUGAGCUACGGAUACAAGAACUAGACAACAAGUUCACCGUCAAGUUGGGUGACUUGCGAACAGCCAUGGAACGGUAUAAAUGGGACUCGACACGGCGCUUACUA
Molecule: messenger RNA, 405 nt
Organism: Protomyces lactucae-debilis
Lineage: Eukaryota; Fungi; Ascomycota; Taphrinomycetes; Taphrinales; Protomycetaceae
Exons: 1
Cellular component (GO): mitochondrion
Source: RefSeq, a predicted model, not a curated record